Molecule: messenger RNA, 3457 nt
Organism: Abrus precatorius (Indian licorice)
Lineage: Eukaryota; Viridiplantae; Streptophyta; Magnoliopsida; Fabales; Fabaceae
Product: dual specificity protein phosphatase PHS1-like
Exons: 11
Coding region: 495-3257 (920 amino acids)
Biological process (GO): cortical microtubule organization; protein dephosphorylation; response to abscisic acid
Molecular function (GO): protein tyrosine/serine/threonine phosphatase activity
Source: RefSeq, a predicted model, not a curated record
AGAGAAGGAUCUGGCAUAUGGUGAAAUAGUGAUGAUGCUCAAGAUUUGCUUGGCUGAGACCUUUAAUCUUCCAUUCCAUUCCAUUUCCAAGGCCAACCAAACAAUCUCACCUUUUUCUAUGCACUUAGUGACCCACCACACCCUCAACUCAACAACUUCAUCAACUUUUUCUAGUUCUACUUCUACUGUACUCUAUACUGUUACUAAUUUGUUCUCAUACAACACCUGUAUUCUCUUAAGCAGUGUUGGAUAGUACAACACUUGGAACAGUAUCCGUAGUUCCUAUUGUGUUGUGUAUCUUAGCUCCAAAAUCUAUGUGCAUGAAGUGGGCAUCAUCAUUACCAUAAUUCACAACCCUCCCAAUUCUCUCUCUCACUCUCUCCCCUUAAAAAAAGCAGAUUACUUUGCCUGAUAUUCCGUGCAAUUUUUCUUUGGAAUUUGACUUUGCAAUCCCACGAAAACCAAAUCUUUAUUAUACAAAAUAACAAUACCAUAUGGCAAAGGAGCAAAAACAGGGCAAAGGCCAAGAGAAGGAAUUGGAACUCCAAAGGGAAGAAACUGAGGUUGAGAUUGAGGUUCCAUUGCCUCUCACAGAGACUUCACGGGUUUUGUAUAUGUUGGGAGAUAUCACUGCUGGGCCUGCGUUUAGGUUCACGCAAUGGCUCCAAUUGGUUCGUAAACGCACUGCUAAGUAUCGUUCCUCUGGCUUCCCACACCGCAUUUCCUCCACUAUGCCUUCCACUUCUUGCAUCAGAGAAUCUAUUGAGGAUCCAAAAGAGGACCUUCACCCUGAUCAAACAGAAAUUAGCUUGUGGGAGAGGCUUGGGAAAGCUGCAAUGUUGGAUAUUGAAUCGAGCUCCUUUUCUUGGAACAUGCUCUCUUCACUGCACCAUACUGAACACAGCAGUAGCAAUGAACAUUCUGAGGAUGAGAUGAACAAAGCUCUUGAGGUAACAGUAAAUUCUGGAGGGGUUGUCUUCUUUGUCUUUUUCAAUUUCCCUGGGAAUGCUGACGCUAGUCCAAAAGAAGCAGCAGCUGUUAUAAAGAUAUCGUCAUCAAGAAUGGCAACACAGUCUGAACGUCUUGGUUAUGAAUUUGCCAAGUGGAUGGGAGUCCAAACUCCACAGGGUAGAGUCAUUCACAACACAAGUUUAGAAUGGCAACAAAUAAAGGAAGCUGCAGAAAAAGCUAGAGAAGCAGCAAAUUUUGAAGGUGAUGAACUUGGUGAAGUGACUUGUUUCGAACUUUUGGAAGCACUCGAGCUCAGCCGAUGUCUAUUUUUUAUGAGUUAUGUACAUGGUUCACCUUUGCUUGAAAACUCCAGCGCAUUUGAACGGGAAUCUGCAGAUAGAACAUCAGCAGAUCUUGGCAGGGUACUAAUGCUGGACCUUGUCAUCAGAAAUGAAGAUAGGCUUCCUUGCCGUGAGCUCAGAUGGCGUGGGAAUCCUGCAAAUUUGUUGUUAGCUGAAAAGGCGAUCUCUGGAAAUACUGAUACACUUGAAACAGCUUUUGAUUCAGCAAUUAAUCGAUAUAGACCGAAGGUGAUUAGAGCACUUCAAAAAGAAAGAAGGUCAACUUCAGUAGAUAGCAGAUUCAAUUCUCAUAAUCCCAGUUUGAUAUCACAAUCCUAUGAUAUUUCAGAGAUAACAGAAUCACCAAGAUCUGCUGACACAAGCAUUAAAAGCCAAACAUCAGGAGAAUCACAGUCUCCUGACUUUAACAUUGUAGCCAUUGAUUCUGGCGUUCCUCGGCGACCCCCUGCUGGAAAACGUGCAAAUGAUCAGGUCAAUUACCCUAAGUUGGUUGAGUUGCUGAUCAAUAGUUCUGAGUAUGCCUCAAACCUGUUAUAUGAUAUAACUGGAGGGAAAUUAGGAUAUCCUCCACCAGGAGCCAUGGAUACAACUGAUGUACAUGCAAGUGAAACAACUUCAGUAGUUCAUGCAUUCCGUACUGGUUUCCGUUCUGCUCUUAGGGAUCUGCAGGGAUUCCAUAUAUUCCUACUCACACUUCACCAAAGACUUGAUACUUUGUUACGAUCAUUUAUGAACAUUAUAAGCAAAAUAUCUUUGGGGGAAUCUGACAAAGAGGAUUAUGUGGUUCCAGACUCACCUUCACUUGCUGCUGGCGGUACUUCCUCUCCAACAAGUAAGGAGAGGCCUGCUACUGACAGUCAUCAAGAUUUUAUUGAUUCAGAAUCUCAGAGAACUGCUUCAAGGGCAUCACCUUCAAGCAAUAGAGAUUGCAAUGACUCUACUCCCAUGUCAAGAGAAAGUUGGCAUGGAAAGUUCUAUAAAGGAAAUGGGGAACCACUUCGUAGUCUCCGCUUGACAGCUAAGCUCCGUGACUUCCAUAAAUUUGCCAAGGUUGAUGCUGAAUCUAAUAAAGAAUUGGAACAGUGGAAUGAAAUGCUUAAAAGUGAUGUCAUCAAGCUAUGCCAGGAGAACAAUUUCAAUGCAGGAUUUUUUGAGGGUAGUGAUAACAACAGUGUUGUUGAUGCAUAUGAACUUAAGGUUAGACUUGAGCAUAUCCUUGAGAGAAUCGCAUUGAUAUCUGAUGCUGCAAGUACGGAGAGACCAUCUGCAGUUACAAGUUGUCUGUUCAUUGGUGGAGCACUGGCUGCAAGAUCUGUAUACACACUACAAUACCUGGGAAUCACACAUAUUUUGUGUUUGUGUACCAAUGAAAUUGGACAGUCAGAAUCUCAGUUUCCUGAUCUAUUUGAGUACAAGAAUUUCUCUGUGUGUGACAGUGAAGAAUUUAAUAUCAGCACCGUAUUUGAAGAAGCAUGUGACUUUCUAGAUUAUGUUGAGCAAACAGGUCAAAAAGUUUUAGUUCAUUGCUUUGAGGGGAGAAGCAGAAGUGUCACACUGGUCCUUGCUUACUUAAUGCUCCGGAAGAAGUAUACUUUGUCGGAAGCAUGGCAAGCAAUUAAACGAGUUCACCGUCGAGCACAACCCAAUGACGGUUUUGCAAAGAUCUUAUUGGAACUCGAUAAGAACUUGUAUGGGAAGGUUUCAAUGGAAUGGCAGCAGCGGAGACCAACAAUGAAAGUUUGCCCCAUCUGUGGGAAGAAUGCUGGACUGAGCAGCAGUUCACUCAAGCUACAUCUUCAGAAAUCACAUAGAAAGCUAUCAUCUGGGAGUGUAGAUAGUGCCAUGACAAUGGAGAUCCAAAAAGCAUUAACAGCUUUGAAGAUUAGUCGCAGUGGGAGUGUCAGUCCCACACAAAGGUCUUCUCAUUCAAUAAUAGAUGAAUAGAAACAACAAUUUCAUAUGUUUUUCACUGCCAAGGUUAGAAAUUGAUGGGGGUAAAAAUCCAGCAGUCAAUAUUGCCCAAAGUGUGUUUUCUUUAGUUUUUCUUCUACAUCAAUAGAAUUAGGUUCGGAAGUGGGUCUAAGAGCUGUCCCAUUAAAUAUGUUCAUUUAGAGUUGCGAAUUGUCAUAAUCAAGUUUUUCCAC